AUGGCGACCUCGGGUCAACACUCUUCACCGUCCGCGACUUUUUCAGAAGCUCUGCUAGAAAGGGUCGCGCUGAAGGUAGAGCCGGAUUUUGAAGAUGAGUCCGACACGACGCUAGGGCCCAUGGUGAAACGCUACCCUGUUAUAAACCUGAUGGCGCCCAUCAGCGGACUUCAGCCAAUUAUUUGGUCGCAGGAUCACCGGUUGUCCGCCUCGACUACAUCUGCCAUUUCAGUGAUGGAGCUUGUGUGCGACGUCCUCACUACCAAAACAGACCUGACAAUGCACAGAACUUCAGUCAGGAUACCGGACGAAGUUAUGCAUUUGCAGGUGGGACCAGAAGACGAGAUGUCUGCAGCUAGAGCAAUGUUUUCUUCUCACCCAGACCCAGCAAUCAAUCAGGCAUUUGUGACUGACAGAGGGAUGAACCCAAGUGUAGGUAUGCACAAGGGAAUAAAGUACACAAGCUGGUCUCCAUUAGGUUGUGAUUCUAGUGGACGUUGUCUCCUUGCUUGUCUAACACUUGAUCACAGACUGACCAUUCAUAAGAGCUUCAAGCGUCUAGCAUGGACCACCCUGGUAGAUCUCACCCAUAGGUAUGGUGACAGGCUGGAAUGCCGUGGAUACGCCAGAAAAGAUAGCAAACCACCCAAGGACAACCUGUACAACCUGCAAGAGAUGCAGCGCAGAUACCGUAUGCAGACUCCAAUUAGGAUGGAGUGGUCCAGUAUCUACACCAUCAAACAACUCCUGGAAGAUAACACAUGUGUUGAGAUGGAGAUGCUCCUGUUGGCUGUUCUAAUGGAAAAUGGGGACCUGGUCCUGUGGAAGUUCCAACUACCGUGUGAGAGCCAGGCUGAUGUGACUUUCUAUGACAUCAUCGAAUCAGAUGUGGACAGACCGAGUGACCUGGCUUGGUGGGAAUACGACAACACAGAUCGCCGAAUGAGUGGCCUCAUUGUGGGCAGUGAGGUGGGACCUGUCAAGAUCAUGCCUGUCAAGAUGUCGGCAGUGAAAGGUUACUUCACACUUAAACAACCCGUUGUGCUGUGGCAGGAGGUUGAUGAGAUUCCAGUUGAAAACAUCAAAUGUGUCCCAAUUUACCACCCAAUCCAUAAGACCAACUGCAGCCUUGUAGUUGCCACAAGAAGCUGUUAUGUGUUUUGGUGCUUGCUAAUGAUCUCUCGAGCGGGGUUAAGUGUCCAUAAUGCUCACAUUGCAGGUUUACAUGCACUUCCCAUUGUGUCUUUAGCCGUCACAAGACAGUGUGUGAUAGUGUAUACCUGCUCUAUGGAUGGUGAAAUUAAGAAACUAACUCCUAGCUUCACCGAAACGACAAUGUUCUUCAAGCAGGAAAUUGUUUUGGAGCCUGAAAGCUUUCCAGAUCGGCGAAUGUUUGGUAUUACGGUGAGUUAUAAUGGAGCCUUAAUUGCUCUAGCCAGCACACAAGCCAUGGUUGGUGGUCACCAUCCAGUUGAAAGAAACUACCAAAUUGACUUUGUAACCCUGAAAACGCCAUCACAAGCAGCAACACUGCUGCUGAAAUCUCCCUGCCAGAACCUGUACAAGCAGGCAGAUCUAUUGGAACUAGUGAGAUGGAAGGUGGUGAAAGACAGGUGCGUCCCUUCAUACCUGCAGGAUGCGAUUGACAGGAAGAUCCAGGAAUCAGACAGUCUCUACUUCUGGCGCUUCAGGCUCUUCCUGGCACGUGUUCUCUAUCGAUGUCUUCAGAGUGGUUCUGUUCCCCGGUUGAAACCCACACAUGCCAACAUAAUGGAGGAAAUGCCUAUGGUGAAGAGGGAGAACAUGGAUGAGGACCUUCUUGAGGUGAAUGCUACAGUUACUGCUACAGAGGCCCACCUGAUCAGGGCACACAUGAAGAAGGUUCUGGGGGUGGUGUAUCUCAACAUCUGGACUGCUGUGAACACUAGCAUCCCCACCUGUGGCAUAGUUGAAUACCUCUCCAGAGAUCAAGGCGACAGGGCAGUUGAGGUCCUGACUGGCCACAUCAGGAAAAAAAUGAACAAGCAGACAUUUCAAGAGUACUGCAGCCUAUGUGACAAGGUCCUACCCUUCACAGACCAUAAUCAAGCAACGUGUGAAAAUGGCCACAUGUGGCUCAGGUGUGUGCUGUCAUACAAGACCUGCCAGAAUCUGACGUUCAGACGCUGCACCCUACUUGAUAGUGUCGCUAGACUUCCAGGGCCUGAAGAGCCAGAGUGGAUUAAGAAGCUUCUGCAAGCCCCCUGUACAUUCUGUGACUCUCCACUGAUCUAAGACCGCAAAGAAACCUCAGGGAACAGAUGGGUGUCCUUUCUGCGCUAGUGCCAUCUUCUGACACUGGGUCCAAUUUUGUCAGUUAGACAAAGCCAAUACCUAGAACUUUUUUUUUUAUUUGUGUCUCGAUGUAUUUCACAAUAAAGUAUUCA
Molecule: messenger RNA, 2426 nt
Organism: Lampris incognitus (smalleye Pacific opah)
Lineage: Eukaryota; Metazoa; Chordata; Actinopteri; Lampriformes; Lampridae
Gene: gtf3c4
Product: general transcription factor IIIC, polypeptide 4
Exons: 5
Coding region: 1-2274 (757 amino acids)
Biological process (GO): transcription initiation at RNA polymerase III promoter
Cellular component (GO): transcription factor TFIIIC complex
Molecular function (GO): histone acetyltransferase activity
Source: RefSeq, a predicted model, not a curated record